UUUUUUUUUUUUUUUUUUUUGACAUCCAUUUCUUUGGAACAAAGCUGGAGGUUGUCGCUCCAGCAGGGACUGAAGCAGCUGUCAGAGAGGUGGGAACUUGACUAGGGAGGAGGAUCUCUGUAUUAUGGGAUGUGUGGUGGGUGUCUGAAUAAAAUGCCCUCCAUACAUCAAAAAGGAGUGGCCCUUUUGAGCGUUGAUGCCUUUUUGGAGUAGGUGUGGCUUUGUUAGAGGAAGCAGGUCACUAGUGGGUGGGCUUUGAGGUAUCAGAAGAUCAAAGCCAGGCCUAGUGGCUCACAGUGACAUCCUGCAGCCUGCUGAUCUGGAUGUAGAAGGCUUAGCACCAUGGCUGCCUGCACACUGCCAUGAUUCCUGCCAGGAUGAUAAUGGACUUUAAACCUUUGAAAGUGUAAGCCAGCUCCACUUUUUUCUUUAUAGGAAGUGCCAUGGUCCUGGUGUCUCUUCACAGCAAUAGAAACCCUAACUAGGACAGGUGGUCACCGCUGAUCUCAGGCCUGCUUAGCCACCAUAGCCUGUAACCUAGCCACCUUCACUACUCAAGUGGACACCACCACUACAGAGAGUUGUUUGAGGGUUGUGACGGUAAGGUGGUCACCAUGCCAGAAGAUAUCCCUAGACCCUUGCUGCUGUGCUGGGGAGGUAGCAGAAAAGCGGACUAUUAGCAGGGCAGACUCCUGACGUAGGCGGUGCAGGUAUAUCUUCUUUGCAAGGACUGUGGCCUUUUCCUCCAUCCAGGGAAGUCGUGUCCUAGAGAUACCACAGCCCCCUCACUAUGGUCUCCUUUGAGCUGACUUUCCAUUAUUUAUUUUGAGGUAGAGCACCAUGUAGCCCAGGUUGGCCUUAAACCCCUGACCUCCUAUCAGUAGCCUUCUCAGUGCUGAGAUCACAACGGUGUGGUUUUAAAACUGUUUAAACAUUGAUUUGAUUGAUGGAUGGACGGAUAGCUUCUGUGUGUGAGCAUGCUCCUGCCGUUAUCCACAUGUGGAGGUCACAGGACAGCUUGGGAGAGACUGUUUUCUCCUACCGUGUCAGUUUCCAGAGACUGGAAUCAAGUCCUCAGGCUUGGUGGCAAAGACCUUUCUCCAUUGAGCACAGUUUUUGAAUUUUUCUUCUUAUUUUUUUUAUUCAUCUGUUCAUAUGUGUGUGUGUACAUGGCAUGCCACUGCACCUCACAAGUGCUUAGGUUAUAGGCAUGUGUUACCAUGUCCAGCAAGAUCAGGCUGUUCUUUCCUGCUAGUCUUUUGUCCUGGGAUCAGCUGAGGCUGGGCCCAGACCACAGAGAGUCAAGGCAAAUCAUAAACAGAUGAUGUCAUGUCAAUGUGAUGGGUGCAGUGAUGUCAUAAACAGGUGAUGUCAUGUCAGUGUGAUGGGUAGUGACAUCAUAAACACGUGAUGUCAUCUCAGUGUGAUGGGUACAGUGACGUCAUAAACAGGUGAUGUCAUGUCAGUGUGAUGGGUACAGGGGCAGAAGCCCUAGGGAGAGUGUCCCAGGAAACCGUGAACAUCUGGCCGGGGGGUUGGCUGCUGAGGAGCAGCACAAGGGAAAGCACGGUUGUGUCCCAAGUGCACGCAAACCCAAAAGUGGGGAGCAGGGGCAGCUCUGAGCUCAGCUGAGUGCCAUGCUCACCACACCUGUGAGUGACAUCUCAGCUGAUUCUCCUGACAGCCCAAGGCUCUCCUUGGCAGGGCACUGGCGUUUUCCAAAUGCGCCAGCAUCUGUUUAGGUUCUUGUCCUCAAUCUGUUCCUGGUACAAUUAUCCCAGGGUAAAUGCCACCUGCUCAUAUGUGUCACCGGUGUAAUCCCUCUUAGGUGUUCACCUCCCACGGCCCCACGGUGAUCAUGCCUACCUGGUUCUGCUCUCGGGCCUGGUUCUCCCACGUGGGCCCAUUUGAUGAAGGAGGCCAGGGUGUUCCAGAGGAUCUGCUGUUCUUCUAUGAGCACCUCAGGAAGGGCGGUGGCGUCUUCCGGGUGGACCACAGCCUGCUACUCUACCGAUACCACCUGUAUGCAGCCACACAUUCGGUCCUUGAGAUGACCAUCUGGACGCACCGUGUCCACUUCCUAGAGGAACAAGUCCUACCUCACUGGAAGUCCUUCACCAUCUGGAAUGCAGGCAAGCAGGGGCGUAAGUUAUACCGCAGCCUGACUGCAGCCAGCCGGCACAAGGUGGUGGCCUUCUGUGACGUUGAUGAGAACAAGAUCAGGAAGGGCUUCUACUGCUACGAAGACUCACAGGAAAGACCCAAGCCAAAGGUCCCCAUCCUGCAUUUCCAAGCUGCCCAGUCUCCCUUUGUCAUCUGUGUGAAGCUGGACCUCACAGGAGGUGAGUUUGAAGACAACUUGAAGUCGCUGGACUUGCAGGAAGGCCGGGACUUCGUCCAUUUCAGCUGAGGCUGCUGCCUAGACAAGACAUCUAAGCCUGUCUCACACAUGGCCUCGUCAGCUGAUCUCAGCCAGGCUUUCUUCUGCUCCCAAGAGAAAAUGCUGAGCUUAGGAAAGAGGUGUUUGAGACUGGAAUGAAGUGUGAACCAGGCCGCAGGCCCCUAGAAGUCCCUGCCACCAGGGCAGCACAGCAAACCUGCAGACCCAGGCCUGGAAAGUGGCUCCCAGUAAAGGCAGCAGCCUGUGUGCUUUCAAGUCUGGCUAUUACACUGAGGGGACACAUACUACCAUGACUUGGCUUGAGGCCCUGGCCACUUCACUGUGAGCUGUUACCUUGAAUUCUGCCCAUCUGCAACAGCUUAAUGAGCCUCAGGCAUCAGAUACAAAGAGGCAGAGGAGGCAGACAUGGGACUCCCACAGCAGGACAGGUAGGCAUGCAGGCCCUGGGACCAGAGGUGCCAUUCAUAUGCCCACAGGGAUGCUGGCUUCUGAUGAUCUCUCAGACUGUUGUAGCAUUGUUGGUGUCUUGGCUGGCCGAGCACGUGGGAGCUGCCUGUCACUUCAUCUGCCCAGCACUUCAGACUACACCAGGGUCUGAAACGCCCCUCAUGCUACAGGAAUCACACAGCAAAGCACUGAAGGGGAGAGAGCCACAGCAGAUCCUCCAGCUCCUUGUGCACGGACGUCCCAGAGAUAGGCAGAGGCUGGGCUGUGUGAUACAUGAUUUAAUGAGAAGCACGUCUGUGACAGCAAACGUAUGGGCAGUCCCGGCCACCAGAGCAAAGCACGCAUGAGGAAUUACUGCUCUCCAGGGAUGGCCUCCCAAUGAAGGUGCUACCUUCCUCAGAUGUCUGUGGCACCAAGUUUCCAUGAUGGUAAAGCUUGUUGUGGAGCCUCAGGGCGAGACAUCCCAGCUAGGUAGGCAAGGCUCAGCUUCCUGGAAUAGGCUGUAAAGAGACAUGGCAACAUCAGGCUGGUUGCUACCUCACCCUCUCUUGAUAGAUGGCUAAAGCCUGCCAUGUCCCAGAAUCCUGGCAGCUUGAAUUGUGUAGUAAUAGCUCUGUGGCCUUGUCAGAGUACAUUAAUAAACUGUUUGCAUAUGUUUAAACUUUUCUAACAAUGUAAAGGGCAGAGUUCACCUUGCAUAAGGGACCAAGACUCCACCAUGGCCCCAUCUCUUGUCACCACUCCUAGAGCAACACCUGUGUAUCUCUCAUAUGGCUCCUGCAGGGGGAAGCCCUGGGAAGACUUGGGCACACAGAGAGGAAAAAACAAAACCUCUUACAACAUGACACAGACAUGACAGGAGCUCAGGCACAGAGCUGACAAGAGCAAGUUAAGAAGCUGACCAGUGAGACCAUGCCUGCUAAAUUCCAAGACCUCAGGGUUAGAACAAGCCAGUUUCAGACAGGGCUCUGCAGCUGGAGGUCAUGGCCAGGGAUAACGUAAUGUGUCAAGAAAGAGUGCUGGCCCCAGGGUAAUCAGGGACAGAAGAACAGAGCUGUGAAACAAGUUAACAGGGUAGGAAAUGAAAUUCAGAUAAGGGGGAAAGAAACAUUAAACAGGAAGGUCAAAUAGGAAACAAAGAUGAUGGAUGUAAACUUGUCUGUAAUUAUGCAGUAAACAUGAAUUCAUGAAACACUAAUUAAUAAAGAUUUAAAAUGAUAUUAAGGCACAA
Molecule: messenger RNA, 4079 nt
Organism: Mus musculus (house mouse)
Lineage: Eukaryota; Metazoa; Chordata; Mammalia; Rodentia; Muridae
Gene: Qtgal
Product: UDP-GlcNAc:betaGal beta-1,3-N-acetylglucosaminyltransferase-like 1
Exons: 8
Coding region: 1859-2410 (183 amino acids)
Biological process (GO): regulation of translation; tRNA wobble guanine modification; tRNA modification
Cellular component (GO): cytoplasm
Molecular function (GO): catalytic activity; tRNA-queuosine(34) galactosyltransferase activity
Source: RefSeq, a predicted model, not a curated record